AUGGACUCAACACGACAGGCGGAGAAAUCUCGAAGGACGCUUGGAACUUUCCCUGGAGUAUUUUGUCCGAUUGCUCUGUCCAUGUUCAGCACUCUGUUGUUUUUGAGAGGAGGUUUUGUAGUUGGUCAAGCUGGGAUUUUAGAAGCAAUUGCUCAGUUAUUUAUAGCCUAUAUCAUCCUGGUUUUAACAGUGUUAUCUAUAUGUGCUAUAUCAACCAAUGGAGCUGUGGAGGGAGGUGGAGCCUAUUAUAUGAUUAGUCGAGCUCUAGGCCCAGAGUUUGGUGGAAGUAUUGGGUUCCUGUUUUUUGUAGCCAAUGUAUUAGCCUGUGCUCUAUAUGUCAGUGGGUUUGUUGAGGGGAUACUGCAGAAUUUUGGUCCGGGAGGUACGUUUGUAGCGGAUGGUCAAGGCCUACCUGAUGGUUCUAGUUGGUGGAAGUAUUUAUAUUCUUCUGUUGUUCUAUUUGUUUGUUUACUUGUGUGUAUUAUUGGAGGAGCCAUGUUUGCUAGGACGUCUGCUAUCAUCUUAUUGAUUGUAGUGAUUUGUCUAUUAUCAGUAGUAAUCAGUAUGUUUGCUAUUAACCAUACUAUUCAAGUGGACAUACCAUUAACCAAUACCUUAGUUUAUGGUGGAAAUAACUCAGCAGACGGCAAUAUCACUGGCAACUAUACUGGAUUAUUAGCGGCUACUUUUAGAGAAAAUCUUUAUGAGAAUUACACCAGAGAUUAUAAUACUGGAGAUGAAAUGAACUUUGCGACAGUUUUCGCUAUUUUAUUCAGUAGUGUUACAGGAAUAAUGAAUGGGGCCAAUAUGUCAGGGGAGUUGAAAGAUCCAAGUAAAUCUAUACCUAAAGGAACUCUGUCAGCUGUUGGUUUUACCUUUAUUAGUUAUUUAGUUGUGUCUAUACUCAUUGGUGGAUCCUGUUCAAGGUUUUUGUUAACAAACGAUUAUGUAUUUCUACAACAAAUUAAUUUAUGGGGACCUUUUGUGGUUAUUGGUAUUUUUGCCGCUACGCUCAGUGCUGCCCUUGGUAACUUGAUUGGUGCCUCCAGGAUUCUUGAAGCUCUUGGAGUGGAUGAAUUGUUUUGGCAUUUUCUCAAGCCUGCUACAUUAACAUCAAAGGGAGGUAACCCCUAUAUGGCUGUUAUAAUUUCCUGGGCUUUAGUACAGUUAUUAUUGUUAGUUGGAUCGUUAAAUGCUAUUGCUCCCAUCACAUCAGUUUUUUUUCUGCUGUCUUACGCUGCUGUCAACUUGGCCUGUUUAGCUCUCGAACUCGCUUCAGCUCCGAAUUUUAGACCUACCUUCCGAUAUUUUUCAUCUUAUACUUGUGGUUUGGCUUUACUCGGCUGUUUAAUCAUGUGUUUUCUUAUCAGUGCCGUUUACACGUCCAUAGCCUUGGUUAUCAUGCUGAUUUUAGUCAUUCUACUCCAUUUCCGUUCACUUCCAACAUCAUGGGGCUCAAUCAGCCAGGCUCUUAUUUUCCAUCAAGUUCGUAAAUACCUACUAAUGUUGGAUUCCAGAAAAGCACAUGUAAAAUACUGGCGUCCUCAAAUUUUACUAAUGGUAGGAAACCCUCGUCAAUCAUGCGAGUUGAUUAAUUUCAUCAACGACAUCAAAAAAAGUGGACUUUAUGUUUUGGGACACGUUAAAAUUGGAUCUUUGGACGAUCAUCAAGCUGAUCCUAUUUUGGAGACGUAUCCAAAAUGGCUGACACUCGUGGACCAUUUAAAAAUCAAAGCAUUUGUGGAGAUAACUCUCGCUAAAAGUGUGUCUGAAGGUUUCCAACAUUUAGUCCGAGUUUCAGGCAUCGGUGGCAUGAAACCCAAUACCGUCUGCUUAGGUUUCUAUGACAACAUCACACCCAUUGAAACCUGUUUUGAAUCCAUUCGUCAAAAUGACAAGAGUUUGACUGGACACGAAUACGUAAGUUUGAUUAAAGAUAGUUUAAAACUGCAGAAAAAUGUCUGCUUGUGUCGAAACUUCAACAUGUUGGAUAAACAGAAGAUAUUUGAUUCCGAAGGCACGUAUUACAUAGAUGUGUGGCCGGUCAAUUUAUUCCGACCUGAAACAGCCAGUUUCUUUGACAAUACCUGUCUAUUUAUCCUACAACUGGCUUGUGUUUUGAAUAUGGUACCCAAGUGGCGAGGGAAGACAACUCUUCGCGUAUUUUUGUGUAUUAAUGCUCAAACAGAUAACACUAUUCAGAAAGAACAAAAAUUAGACAUGUUUUUAAAACAAUUAAGAAUUCUUGCAAAGAUCCAAAUUGUGUCUUGGGAUCACUUGCAGCAUUAUAUGUCUGGUCCAUAUUUAAAUUUGGAUCAGGAUGGAUCCAAGAUGCAGGACUUUCAGGAGGUUCCCGAAGAAUUUAUCAAAGCCAUAAACGAAAUGAUUUCAGCUAACUCUAGUCGUACAGCUGUGAGUUUUUUCUAUCUACCCAAACCUCCAUCGGACUCAACGAAGUAUGGUUCUUAUCUAUCUCAGCUGGAUUUAUUAACAGCGAAUCUUCAGCCUUCCGUCAUGGUCCAUGGGCUUCAUCCAGUAACAUCCACUACUUUAUAAUGAUGGUUUAUUGUAUAUAAGAUAGACUUGGUAUUAGCAGGUUGGUUGUGGCAUCAACAGCAUCUUUUCACCAAGCAGACAACAAUUAACUCAUCUCUAGACUGAAACUAGUGCCUUUAUUCCAGUCUCUAAGAGUGCUAUUUCGAAAGUUGUCGGCUGUGUAGAGAUAUCUUCAUAGCUGUGGAAAAUCCCUAUAAAACAGGGCCUAGUUUUUCUGACUUUACUCCAGCGGAUCAAAAUUAAAUCAACUAUCAAAAUAUCUAUCAGAGACUGAAAUAAGGACAGAUGUUUGGGACUAACUCAUCUCAUGCUACAGACACUGUUUCUGAUAAACGAUUUUCGUCAGGUCAGCUUUGUUUGGAU
Lottia gigantea (owl limpet) is the source of this 2919-nucleotide messenger RNA. RefSeq lists its product as hypothetical. The coding region runs from base 1 to 2556 and encodes 851 amino acids. Gene Ontology annotation, cellular component: membrane. The transcript has 12 exons. Gene Ontology annotation, biological process: cell volume homeostasis; chloride ion homeostasis; potassium ion import across plasma membrane. Gene Ontology annotation, molecular function: potassium:chloride symporter activity. The record is from RefSeq and is a predicted model, not a curated record. NCBI's taxonomy places the organism in Eukaryota, Metazoa, Mollusca, Gastropoda, Lottiidae.